Messenger RNA from Peronospora farinosa, 1818 nucleotides. Lineage: Eukaryota; Oomycota; Peronosporomycetes; Peronosporales; Peronosporaceae. The record is from the annotation of a GenBank genome assembly.
AUGAAGGUCCGCCGACGGUGGCUCAAGCUAGCACUUGUCACGAUUGUGCUCAUGUUAAAACCAGCGAAUACACAGGUGUACACGAUGCGGAGUGACCUUGGAGAGGACUCCAAAUCGAGUUUGGACACCGGCAAGGAUCUCAGUAACAUGAAAACUUCGACGCCAACUGCGAAGACAGACGCACCACCAGAGACGGAUGAAACUCCCGCAAAAGCACCUCAUACGCUUGCCUUACCAGAGAUGGAAAGUGCGCCACGACCUACAAGUAACAAUCCGAAUGAGACGCCACCAGAAAUUAGUGAAAGUAAAAUGCGGUUACGGCACCAGCAGUCUCUGGAUUGGGACACCCUUUUAGACUCAAAUGUGGAGGAAACAAUUGCCGACCUUAAGACUUCUGGUAAGUCUUCGGUCGAAUCCGGGAAGUCGGAAAACGAGGAGAAGUCUGAGAAAGAGAAAGAGUUUGAAAAAGAGAAGAACUUGGAAGAAGAGAAAGAGUUUAGAAAAGACACGAAGUCUGAGAAAGAGACGAAGUCUGAGAAAGAGACGGAGUCUGAUGAAUCAGGGUCCCCAGCGGCGAAGACAAAAGAGAAGAAGAAUUUAGUGCCCCCUGCCGGUGGUGAUUCAGAACUUGACGAGGCCGGGUCAUUGCCAUCCAGGACCCCAAAGACAUCGUUGGACACGACAUUGGGAUCGGAUGCGGCGUCACCGUCCAAGUCGAGCUUGAAAUCGGCCAAGCCAAUCAAGCAAGAGCCCACGCUCGAACCGACCAACAUAGAGCAGAACGAGACUCCGUCCGAAAUUCAGGACACUGAUGCGACGAAAGACGUGCACUCGACGGAAUCUGAGGCGAGUCCGGCGUCAGAUACUGGAUCUUCUUCGCCGCCAACCUCCGUCCUGACAGACUCUGCUAAUGCAGAGACAGGAGGUAUGUCAAACACUGUAAUGCUCGGACUCAUGAUGGGAAUCGCAAUAGCACUUGGGAUGCUCGUUGCAGUCUUCGUCUACGUCAAGACGCGAGAAAAAGAGGACGUCGAAAAGAUAGACCCUAUCCUGUGGUCAGUACGUCAGGACAGAAACAAGGGAACAGUGCAAUCGUCAACGGUGGCUUCUGACUUUCACGAAAACGACAUUCAAAUCGUGCUCGCGCACUCGCAAAUGUCGUUGCCGCCCAUGGCUCAUAGUGGUCACAGCAACGCCAGCAGUCAAUAUUCCAAUUUCACGGCGCAGUCAGAUUUCUAUGGCAACAGCGGAUACAGCGCAGCUUCUUCAUCUGUGAGUCAGGAUGCUAAGAAUUACCCGAGAAGGCGGGGCAAGGGGAGGAACGAUAGUGGGUCUGAAGAUGAAAGCGAUUACGAAGGCGAUACCAUCCAGGAUAUGUCAUACGCGGCAAACAAGUGGAAAUCUUCGAAUCGAAGAGGUCCAGCAGCCAGCGGGAUAGAUUCGCGAUUCGAUCCUAGUGAUUCUCGCUCUACGUCGGCAAGUGACUACAAUGGCAAGAAUCGCUUCAAGGACUCCGAGUAUACGGAGUACCGUAUGUCGACGGGCUAUGAUAACAGUCAAGUGGGCGGCGGCGGCUACGAUAGCAGCUUUGCCUCUAGUAAAAGUGGUUCUGACAGCAGCUUUAAUGCUAGCCAUAGUGGCUAUGACAAAAGCUUUGCCGCAAGUGAUAGUGGCUACGAGAGCAGAUAUGCUGAUGGAAAGAGGUUUACAAGCAGCGGAUAUAGUGAAUAUGCUGCCCCUCCUCGCAAUCGUGGCAGUGACUCGACUUCAUUAUAUCGAACAAAGGAGUCUCGUUUUACAGAUGCAGCAUACAAAUGA